AAAUGUCCAUAAUACCGAAAUCGUGUACUUGUGUCAACCCAAUCACCCAGGAGAGCCGUGCAAGUGAACAGAAGAAAUGUAUCAACUGUGAAGGACAGCAUGCUGCUGAUUCUAGAGAAUGUCCGCGGAUGAAGGAAGAAGUUGCCAUCCAAAGAGUGAGGGACGCUAGAAAAAUUAGUUAUCUGGAGGCAAAAAGGAAAGACCUACACGCCAUGAUCUAUGCUGGGGCGUUCGCGGUUCUAAAGCUAAACGGUCAGAGACCUACAGAUGUUACAAGUCGGAACGGAACUAAAAGGCAGCCAGCUUGGGAAAGGAGGCUAAGCAAGAACAUAGAUAAUAUCAGGAGCGAUAUAGCUAUCCUAACGCAGUACCAAAAACCGACAUACAGCCAAAGAGUGAAAAAGAAAGGGGACACAAUAAUGCGACGAUCAUCGAAGAAAACCCAACCAUAG
Molecule: messenger RNA, 452 nt
Organism: Acanthoscelides obtectus
Lineage: Eukaryota; Metazoa; Arthropoda; Insecta; Coleoptera; Chrysomelidae
Source: the annotation of a GenBank genome assembly